CCAAAUGUUGAACGACGGUGGUUCUGCUGUAGACGCAGCCAUAGCCACACUCCUCUGUGAAGGUGUUUUGCUGCCACACAGUAUGGGGAUUGGCGGAGGUUUCUUUGCCACUAUAUACACAAGAUCAACGCGAAAAGUUGAGACCGUGGUAGCACGAGAAAUGGCACCUUCUGAAGCUCACAAGGACAUGUUUGUUGGCCAACCAAGUGUUACAGGUGCUCGAGCUGGAGCUGUACCAGGAGAACUGCUUGGUUAUUGGGAAAUGCAUACCAAAUACGGGCGUCUACCUUGGAAAGCGCUAUUUCAGCCUACCAUAAAAUUGUGCAAAGAAGGCCAUUGGGUCUCUCCAUACCUCGCUGCGGCCAUUAAAUCAAAAGAAGAUAUAAUUCGUAACGAACCGUCGUUGGCAGAAGUCUUUCUCAAAGGAGAUGGCACGCCUUACAUUGAAGGAGACUACAUGAAGCGGUCUCAAUUGGGUAUUACUCUGGAAAAAAUUGCCGAAAAUGGUGUGGAAGAGUUUUACGGUGGCGGAGAAACAGGCAAAAUGUUUGUAGAAGAUAUUAGAAACAUGGGUGGAAUUAUUACGGAAGAAGACUUGAGAAAUUUCGAAGUUCGUUGGGAGGAUUCUGACCACAUUAUAGCGAAUGUAACUGAUGGAUAUACCCUCUACACAACUCCUUUACCAUCUAGUGGUGCCGUCCUUGCAUUUAUGUUUAACGUGUUGACGGAUCUCCACACCGAAAACAGGGAAAUAUACUGGCAACGGGUAAUUGAAACAUUCAAACACGCCUAUGGUCAACGAACCAACCUAGGUGAUAUGGAAAAUGAGCCUGAUCUUAAACAGACUAUUGAGGAGACUUUCAAAAACAUGACUAGCCAAGAAUUUGCUGAUCAUAUACGUACAUUAAUUUACGAUAAUAAAACCUUUGAUGAUUAUGAAUACUAUGGAGCUAACUUCACCUCUGUGGAAGAUCAUGGCACCGCAAACAUGGCAGUGUUAGCAGCGAAUGGAGACGCUGUGACUGUUACCAGUACCAUCAACAAUUA
Rhagoletis pomonella (apple maggot) is the source of this 1047-nucleotide messenger RNA. Its product is annotated as scoloptoxin SSD14-like. The record is from RefSeq and is a predicted model, not a curated record. Gene Ontology annotation, cellular component: plasma membrane. NCBI's taxonomy places the organism in Eukaryota, Metazoa, Arthropoda, Insecta, Diptera, Tephritidae. Gene Ontology annotation, molecular function: glutathione gamma-glutamate hydrolase. Gene Ontology annotation, biological process: glutathione catabolic process.